UCCCCCAUUCCUUCCAGGGAGCCCCGGAGCUCUGUUCCCCAGCCCUGUAGGAUCCCUCACUAAAUCACCUUUCCCAGGGUCCAGGAAUCUCUCAGUCUUGCCAGGGGCCCAGGGCUCUCCCCACAGUUCAUGGGGUCCUCCUCCAAUCUGGAGCCCGAGAGGUGAUGUGGGCAAAUGUCAGGGCGUAGCACAGGCCUGAAACAGGAGGGACUUGUGGUUGUCACCCGGGCUGCCAUUAACAGCUGUGAGACAUGAGGCACUGCAUCUGGGAAGACUCUUGGCCUAUGGAGUUGAGGACGCCAAUGUCUAUAUGUGCUCCACAUGUGGCUUCCUCUUGUCCUCCGCACAGUUAUGGACACGGGCAUGGACACUCCCCGUUCACUGAAGGAAAUGAGCACCGGGCCACACAGCAGCUUGUCCUUUCCUUGCCUGACCAUUUCCAUCUCGGCCCUGAUGGGAUUGAAGUCCUGUGGAAGCUUCUCAUUUUAACUGCCUCCUUGGGAACUUGUGUCUUUCUCAUUUACCUCUGGAGAACCAUCCUCGCUAUAAAGCCUCGACAAUAUGAAGUUACUUUAGAACAAAUCAAGAUGAAGAUCAAUGACCUUAAAAAAGAAAACAGUGUUCUUGAGGAAAACAUAGCGAGUUGUGAGGAGAAGGUCAGGGAAGCAAAGAAGCAAGGAGAAACAAAGAGAAAACAUAAGCUUUCCCUUGCUCAAGUACAUAAAUUGAAAGCCCAAGAUGAAUUGGGGGAUCAAGAGUUGAGAGCCUUCACAUCCAAGAACCAAGAACUGAAAGAAAGGAAAAAGUUCCUGGAAGACCAGUGUAAUUCCCUGAGUUAUCAGAAAACAGCUAAAGAAGCAGAAUUGAACCUGCUAAAGAAGAAAGUGGAUAUGGUGGUGGAGUUCUCUGAAAAACGAAAACUGACUGCCGAAGAGAAGCUAGAAGAGAUACUUUGUGAAUUUUACACAACCAAGAAUGAGCUGUUUGCUGCCGAUGAAAAGCUGAAAUUAACGGAAGAAGAAAUGGACAAGUACAGACAAGAAGUGGAAGAAAUGGAAGAUCAGCUGCUGGAGGCUGAGCUCACCUUCAGUCACAAGAUCGCAGUUCAGGAGAGAAAUGCUCUGGCUAACUGGAUGAAGGCUCGGUAUUGGGAAACAAGGAUGAUGCAGCAGAGCAGGGAGAACGCCUACCUGAAAUACAGACUGCGCAUGAUGGAAGGGGAGACGCUGCCUGUGGGAUCCAUGCGGCGCGGACCCAUGCCUGGAAGGCCCGAGUUGCAGGAGCCUGUGUGGCAAGGGUAAUCCUCUUGUAAUGUGAAGACUUCCUUGACCUCCUACAACCAGGCUCCAAGGAGUUUGUAUUUCGUAAACAUAUGAAUGUUUUCUGCCUGGUGGUCUGAAUGCUUUCCCUGCCCAUCCUGUCCCCUGUGCUUUGUCUCUCCUGGUAUCCCCCAAUAAACUGUUGAUGGUUCUG
This is a messenger RNA of Lutra lutra (Eurasian river otter), 1473 nucleotides long. RefSeq names its product transport and Golgi organization protein 1 homolog. Gene Ontology annotation, cellular component: endoplasmic reticulum exit site; endoplasmic reticulum membrane. NCBI's taxonomy places the organism in Eukaryota, Metazoa, Chordata, Mammalia, Carnivora, Mustelidae. The transcript has 13 exons. The record is from RefSeq and is a predicted model, not a curated record. The coding region runs from base 252 to 1301 and encodes 349 amino acids. Gene Ontology annotation, biological process: vesicle cargo loading; endoplasmic reticulum to Golgi vesicle-mediated transport; protein secretion.